This is a messenger RNA of Pisolithus orientalis, 2634 nucleotides long. RefSeq lists its product as uncharacterized. NCBI's taxonomy places the organism in Eukaryota, Fungi, Basidiomycota, Agaricomycetes, Boletales, Pisolithaceae. Bases 1 to 2634 code for a protein of 877 amino acids. The record is from RefSeq and is a predicted model, not a curated record. The transcript has 11 exons.
AUGGCAGUGAAGAGAUACUGGACUAGGGAAGGCUUCAUCUACAUCCCUGAGCUCAAGAUGAACAGACAGAAUUGGAAAGAGUAUUGUGCAAAGAUACUCAAGGUCACACAAAUCCAAAAUGUGGAGCAAGUAUUGGUUGGCACAAAGCCAAAACCAAGGCCAGGUAGCAAUGAACUAGAAGAAUGGCUGAAGUGUAGUAGAACUGCGGACUCUAUUCUGAUGUGGAACAUGCCUGAUUCCAUCUUUUCGUGCAUCAAACACUAUGAGACAGCCCAUGAAAUGUUCAACUACCUAGCGACUACCUAUGGCAACCCAAAUCCUACCUCCAUUCCUGUAAAAUGUGUCAGCGUACCAGCUGGACAGUCAAGCACUGGCAAGGACGAACCAAAGGGAACAAAUGACAAGACACUUGUACCACAUGCAAAGCCUGAUGAACUGUCAAGUGAGCCGCCUAAGGAGGUGAUGCUUGAGGGGAACAGUUGUGAUGAGGUGAGAAGCAGUGAUGAAGUAAAAGCUGAGGCUACAGUCAAGGUGGUCCAGCAAGUCAUGUCACAGGGUGGAGAGGUUGAACCGAAGACUUCGAAGUCCACCAAAGAUGUGCUUUGUCAGUGUGCAUCUCCAGUCAAGUUCAAAAGGGCGAAAUCAGUUGAAGUCAAGGGUGAGACAUCUGGGAUGGUUAGUGAAAAUGAAGCCACAAAGAGAGGUCUGGGUGAGGAAGCCACAGACAAGACCAAUGGCCAGGAUAUCACAGCCAAGGAGAUGGCCAGCCAGGAUUGUCAAGGCAAAAGCACCACCAAGCAAUGGAGCAUCCAGCCACCCCCAAACUCAGAGGUGGAGCUUGAGGGGGAGAGGGAUAGCAGUUGUGCAAGCAGCACCAUGGAUCAACCAAAUGGUGGCACAGGUGUGCCACAACACUAUGUAGACGACCCCAGUGGCAACACGAAGGACACAGGUGGCAGCACAGAUGUGCUGCAACACCACAUAGAUGACCCUGGUCACUGUGCACACGAGCGAAGGGCAUGCACAAGUGCCCAAGACCUGCCAAUCAGUCUCCAGACUCCAGCCAAACACCCAAGGGAGGGAGUUGACACUACAGCUGCUAAACAGUGUGCAGCAGAGGAGACAAGCUGCAAGGAGUCAGAUGGUCACCAACUGAGCAGGGAUGAGUACCACUUGAAGGGGAGUGUGGUGGUAAUGCAAGCAGCUAUGCAAAUGGCCAAAACACCAGUGGAAAGGAUCUUCAAGAUCACACAAACAAUGUCAAGGGUCAGCAGCAGAACAGUCAAGAAUGGGAAAGACACACCAAAAGUGGGAGCACAGCCAGUCAAGGCUGAAAAUGACCAGGACAGCAGUAGCAGUUGCAACACUGGCUCAUAUGGAGUUGAGGACAUGUCACCACCCAUGGCUGUGUCUCAGUACACCUAUGGAGACACCCUCAACAGGCCAGAGCUGCACAGCAGUGCACCUGGAGGCACAGGACUGUGUGCCAAGCAGGGUUGCACAUUGGCAAUAACAAAUGAGACCUGUAGGUGUCAGUACACACCAGAGGAGCACCCAAAGGAAGGAAUUGGCACUAUGGCUGUUGAACAGCAUGCAGUGGGGUCCAGUGAGGUGCAAGAGGUCAAGAUGCUGCAAAACGAGUGCAACUGUGCACCAGCAAUACCACAAGAAUCCUAUCAAGGUUGGCACACACUCAAGAGCUUACCUGAUGACAAAGCUAGGGAGCCAGAAGUGCAUGGAGGCACUGAAACUUCCCAGUCAGUCAGUGGAGAUGUCAAAUGGAGUGCAAUGAGGCCAGAGACAGGGCCUACCAGUGCUAAGACAGCCAAGACAUGGGCAUAUCUGCUGCAUGUCAAAUCACAGCCAAAGGAGGCCAUUGAUGAAGGGAACUUGGACAAUGAGAGCAGCAGGGACAGCACAACAAGCAACAAUGCCAUUGACACACUUGGAGUCAAGACGAGGAUGCUAGCUGGGAGCAGCAUUCAGUACUGCAAUGGAGACUGGUCACAGAGACCUCCAGUACCGAAACAUCAAUGUGGAUGCAUCAAGUUCAAGGUUCCAGGGCAAGCAUCCACUUUUGAAGGCAUCAAAAGGCUGUUUGAGGUGUUAGGAACAAUCAUGCCAAUUGUGGCAAGCAUAGAGAGCAAGACACUCAACAAAGGCCAAGGCAUCAACACAGAUGCAUCAAAAUGGUACCUAGAGAGUAUAUAUUCGAAAGGACCACAUGAAGAUAGCAGCGGCGAUGGUACCUGUAACCAAUGGAAUCGAUGCAAGAAGACCAAACAUGAUAGCGCUGAGCGACGCUUGGCCAAGACGCUGCAACGACCACUCCAAGGGCUGACACAGGCGAGUGGGUACCACUGUCAUGGCUGCGCCUUCCAGAGGUUCAGCGAGUCAAAGCCGAGACGGGGGGAAGAUGAAGAGGGGCCAGGCACUGCCAUAAGACAUGGAGGAGACACCAUAGGGGGACUGUGGGUACUGGAGAUAGGCCUCGAGGUUGAGGGUGUCAUAGGCGAAGGGGGCAUCGAUGAAGUUGGGUUGGAAACAGGCACAAUGAGUGCACCUAAAAUCUUGUCACAAUCACUGAAGAGAUCUGGAGGUAGGGGGAAGCAGACGGGCUCGGGAGCCACAUGA